CGAACGGGAAAGACACGGGAGAGGCGGAGGGGAGCCACGGACAAACCGGCAGAGGGACAGCUAGUCUCCAACCUGCGAUACACAGCCCAGUCACUUUUUGACGAAGAGAGGGAAGCUUUUUUUAAAAAGAUUUUCACCGAAAAGGAAGGGGCGGGGACAGUUAACUUUGACUAAUCUGGACUGCUUUGCUCAACAGGACACCCGCCUCAGAAAUCCCCGGUUUUGACCUGGAAUCUGCUGAGGCGCUUGGGCUCCAGUCUGAAGGAGCUUCUGCGCUUGCCCCCAAUCUUUGCCCAGUCUCCAUCUGCGCCAUCCACCAUGACCUCGGAGCUGGAGAGCAGUUUAACCUCCAUGGAUUGGCUGCCGCAGCUGACCAUGCGGGCCGCCAUCCAAAAGGCUGAUGCCCAGAGUGCCCAUGGCCCAGGCAUGGCUAAGAAGAGUGCCCUGCUGGACCCCAACACUACGCUGGACCAGGAGGAGGUACAACAGCACAAAGAUGGAAAGCCACCAUACAGCUACGCCAGCCUCAUCACGUUUGCCAUCAACAGCUCGCCAAAGAAGAAAAUGACCCUGAGCGAAAUCUACCAGUGGAUCUGUGAUAAUUUCCCCUACUACAGGGAGGCCGGCAGCGGCUGGAAGAAUUCUAUACGGCACAAUCUUUCAUUGAACAAGUGUUUUCUCAAAGUGCCUCGGUCCAAAGAUGACCCAGGAAAGGGUUCGUACUGGGCAAUCGAUACAAAUCCAAAGGAGGACACAUUGCCCACCCGGCCCAAGAAGAGGCCACGGUCUGGAGAACGGGCUUCCACACCCUACAGUCUGGAGUCUGAUUCCCUGGGAAUGGACUGCAUCAUCUCUGGAAGUGCCUCUCCAACAUUGGCAAUCAACACUGUGACUAACAAGGUGGCGUUAUACAACCCAGACCAAGAUGGGAGUGAUAGCCCUAGAAGCAGCCUUAACAACAGCCUGUCUGACCAGAGCCUGGCCUCAGUCAAUCUGAACAGUGUGGGAAGUGUGCACAGCUAUACCCCGGUAACAAGUCACCCAGAGCCGGUGUCCCAGUCUAUGAGCCUGCAGCAGGCCCCCCAGCCCCAGUACAGCAUCCCUGAGCGAGACAAGCAACUCCUCUUCUCUGACUUUGAAGAUCUCAGUGCCUCGUUCCGCAGCCUUUACAAGUCUGUAUUUGAGCAGUCUUUCAGCCAACAGGGUCUGAUGGGGAUGCCAUCGGAGUCUUCCCAGCAGAGCCACACCUCUUGCUCCUACCAGCACUCCCCGAGCAGCGCCAUCAGCACCCACCCACACACCAGUCAGAACAGCAUCACCAACUCGCACCCCAACAGCAUCCCUAACAGCGGUGCACAAGUGCCCCUGUCACACCCGUCUCACUCUGCCCACAGCUCUCCCCACACACAGCACCUCUCUCAGCAUGGACCACACACCCAUGCCCAACAUGGCCAGCACCCGCACUCAGCACACGCCCAACACCAGGCUCACUCUCAACACACCCAGCACUCCCAACACACUCAACACUCACAGCACUCACAGCAGCCCCAACAGCACCAGAAUCUCUCUCACCAGCCCCAUCCAGCCCAGCAACAGAUGCCCUGCACUACCGGUCUGCCCAGUGACUGGUAUCCCAACCUGGAUGCAUUGAAGGAAAGUUGUCGCAUUGCCAGCAGCUACAACUGGGCAGAUGUUGACCUCUCACCCUUUCAAGGAUUGAGAGAGAGCAUGAGGCAGGCCGAGCUGAAUAACUGGUCUCUGGAGCCGACUCAGAUUGUGGACCUCUGUUCCUCCAUCAACCAGUUCUUUGCCCGCACUGGAGUCAUUCAGCCACAAGGGGCAGUGCAGCCAUCAGUGUGCCAUGGCGCCAUGCAUCCCACCAAGCCCAGCCAGCACAUCAAUACAGGAAAUAUGUACAUGGACUCAAGACAGAGCAUGACCUCCAUGAUGGGUCCUCCAGGUUAUCCUCACAUGCCCCCCAUGAACAACACAGGCAACACCAUGACAGGCCAUCAUGCACAGAUGAAUCAGCAGCAUAUGAUGCCCACUGGAAACUUCCCCAUGCGCCGCAUGCCUGCUGACGAUAUCCAGGACGACUUUGACUGGGACUCCAUUGUCUAACCCCGUCCCUAUAUGAGAAAGGUGGUGCAGACAAAAUAAGAGAGUCGCUUGGAAGAAGAAAAGAGUGUGUAUGUGUGAGAGAGAGAGGGCUAGUCCCAAGAUAUCUGCAUGCCCCAAGGCGGGAAGCAGUUUGGAACAGGGCGCUUCAAAAAAGUGCAGGUGUCGUUAAUAUGAGCUGAAAGAGACUCUUGUUGUCCUGGUGUUUUAGGAAAUGAAAACAAAAACAAACAAAAAAGUUACUUUGAAGACAAUCACGUUUACUAGGAAAUGUUUAUGUGAUUGAUUUUGUACUUGUCCAAAGGACAAAGCUCAUGUUCAUGUUAAAUGUAAAGCCCCUUUUUCCAUCCCUUUCUCUGUGGCACCAGAAACUCUCUUCAGUCUCCUAACUCCCUUUCUGCAAGUCAACUAUUAGGCCAAGCUCUUCCCUGCCCUUAAACUUUGUGUGAUAUAUUUUGGGUCCCCCCACCCCCGCUGCAGGCCUAAGCAGCCUCUUAGCUCUCAUUCGUGAUACGAUAUCCCCUCUGAAAAUGCAGUCCACUUUUCAGACAGGAAACGUUCUCAGCUCACUCUGUCUGCACAGCGCCACAGGUUCUCUAGGUCUCUAUGAACUCUGGUGCACAUAUCACCUGAGCCUUUACUGUAACUUGUACAAACAUCGCCAAGCAUCCAAAUCAGAUCUCUAUGCUAGCGAAUGAUUAUCUGUUGUCUUUUUAAUGAUCGGUGUGUCUCAUAAGAUGUAUUUAAAGUUUAACUCCAUUACCUGCAGUAUUUGUACUUGUGUAUCUUUGUUGUCUGUGAUGCAUCAUACUCCUGUCACUGAUAUUUUUUGGCAGUGUGAAAUGGUGCAUCUGGAACUGACAAUGAUUCAGACCUCACUUUUUUAUUAAUCUCCUGUUUAUUUCUGUUUCACCAUCAUGUUCAUAUCUGCAUGUACAGUUGGUUUUCUUUGUUGGAUUCUUGCCAUUUCCUGUUGAGACUGUGCAGCUCUGGCUGGUCUUGUUUAAGGCCUAUUCCAGAUUUCAUGUAUUGUUUAGGAGAAAUGAUUGCUCUGAGAAAAAUGGCAGAGAUGCUUUAAAAGGCUGCAAAUAAAGCAGAGAGGGCCUGCUGCAUAGCUCAGCAACACAAAAGGGAUGGAAGUCAUAACAUUUGCUUCAUAAAGCAUGCUAGUCUUCUAGGUUUUAUACCCUCGGACAGUUAACUACUUGCUGUUUUGAUGCUCCAACAAGGACUUGUGUGAAGAGUACUGGUAAUAGGUUUUGGAGCAAGAAUGUUGGGAGAUAUGGUGUGAUGUUGAGGAGGACCUUGUUAAAAAGGACUUUGAUUUCCAUACAUGACUGCCAUAUAUGAGGAAGCCAUUUAUGACCCUGACAUAAGUCACUGAUGAAUUUUCACUAACUCCAUAGGUAGAAGUCAAAAAUAGCAAAUAUAUCAAAAGACUACACCCCUAACCAUUCUAGUUUAAGGUAUUCCAGUUUUGCCAUGAGCAAUUAGCAGGUUAAUUGUGCAGUACUGUUAAUUAGGGCUAUAGAUUAUGAUCAGUUAUUUCUACCAGUGAGCACAAAGUUGAUGGGCAAAGGUCGGGGGGGGGGGGGGAAGGUAAAAAUGGAUCUAGAAGCACAUUUGGGUUGUCAGUAUAAACUUCAGAACACCAAGCAGUUUGCUUAAAUCAGUGUCUACUGAGCAGCCAUGAAAAGAGUGAUUUGUAGAAGAAGCAUGACGCUGGUGCUUGAAAGUUUGUGAACCCUUUAGAAUUUUCUGUAUUUCUGCAUAAGUAUGACCUAAACCAGUGGUUUUCAAAGUGGGGUCCUCAACUAUUUGGUGUGAAAAAUAAAUAAAUACAUUAUUUAAAAAUUUAUAUAUAUAUAUGCGCAUUACUAUAACAUGUUAUUUGUAACAGUACAUAUUAAAAUCACAUUUGCUAUACCUAACUCCCUUUUGCAACAGCUACAUGUGUGAGUCUGGCUUUUCCACUUUAAAAAUACUUAAAACAAAACACAGAGCAAGUAUACAUGUGGACAGUGACAUGCGUAUGACACUGACAGACAUAAAGCCCAGGCUUGACAAACUGUGUUGGAGCCACCAAGCCCAUCCCUCCCUCUAGUAUGUUUUCUCUUUCUCACUCUCAGACAACCACACACACACACACACAAUCAAUUCCCAAUGUAAUGUAAAGAUGUAAUUAUUAAUAAAAAAGGGGAUAUAUUCAGAAGUCUGUAUUUUUAAUGUGUUUUAAAGACAUCUUGCAAAAGGGGGGCCUCGGUCAAAUGUUAAUGCCAUUUGGGGGGCCUUGCCCUGGAAAAGUUUGGGAACCCCUGACCUAAACAAUCAAAUCUUCACACAAGUCCCAAAAGUAGACACGGAGAACCCAAUUAAACAAGUGAGACAAAAAUAUUAUACUUGGACAUUUAUUUAUUGAGGAAAAUGAUCCAAUAUUACAUAUCUGUGAGUAAAAGUAUGUGAAGCUUUGUUUUCAGUAUCUGGUGUGACCCCCUUGUGCAGCAAUAACUGCAACUAAACGUUCGGGGUAACUGUUGAUCGGUCCUGCACAUCGACUUGGAGGAGUUUUAUCCCAUUCCUCAGUACAGAACAGCUUCAACUCUGGGAUGUUGGUGGGUUUCCUCGCAUGAACUGCUUGCUUCAGGUCCUUCCACAACAUUUCUAUUGGAUUAAGAUCAGGACUUUGACUUGGUCAUUCCAAAACAUUCACUUUAUUCUUCUUUAACCGUUCUCUGUAGAAUGACUCGUGUGUUUUGGGUUAUUGUCUUACUGCAUGACCCACUUUCUCUUGAUCAUUGACAGAUGUCCUGACAUUCUCCUUUAGAAUUCGCUGGUAUAAUUCAGAAUUCAUUGUUCCAUCGAUGAUGGAAAGCCUUCCUGGCACAGAUACAGCAAAACAUGAUACUGCCACCACCAUGUUUCACAGGUGGCAUAAGGUUCUUAUGCUGGGAUGCAGUGUUUUCCAUUUGUACACGAUCUGUCUGAAUGUGGAUUGGUGGAGUCCAAACUCUUUAGAGAUGGUUUUGUAACCUUUUCCAGCCUGAUGAGCAUCAACAACUCUUUUCAGAGGUCCUCAGAAAUCUCCUUUGUUUGUGCCAUGAUACACUUCCACAAACAUGUGUUGUGAAGAUCAGACUCUGAUAGAUCCCUGUUUUUAUUUUAAAUAAGACAGGGUGUUCACUCGCAUCUGAUCGUCAUCCCAUUGAUUGAAAACCCCUGACUCUAAUUUCACCUUCAAAUUAAACUGCUAAUCCUAGAGGUUCACAUACUUUUCCAUAGAUUUUAUGUAAUAUUGGAUCAUUUUCCUCAAUAAAUAAUUGACCAAGUAUAAUAUUUUGUCUCAUUUGGUAAAUUGGGUUUUGUUUGUCUACUUUUAGGAUUUAUGUGAAAAUCUGAUAAUGUUUUAGGUCAUAUUUAUGCAGAUAUAUAGAAAAUUCUAAAGGGUUUCAAUCACCACUGUAUGUUAGAAAAGUCACUGUUGUUGGUAUUAAUGGAACGGACCAGUGGGAUUAGUGUGUUACCUAGCCAUGUGAGUCUUCAACACCUCUGCUCUCUGAAUUUGACCCUGCCCAAGCUAACCUCUUAAUUCUUUUCUUUAUGAAAUUAUGAAAUUAAUUUUACUAUUAAUGAGUAUAUGAUUACACAUUAGUAUUUGAUAUUUUGACAAGUUAUCAUGAGUGUGAUCUGUAGACAAUCAUGUUUUGUAUUUCAGUAUUAAAGAAUCUACAGAUUAUUGUUCCUUUCACACCACUUACCAAUGCUGUAAUGCUGGAAUGACUUAAAAAGCCCUGUCUUUUACAUAUAUAUUAAAUUUAUCUAUAUAAAUCAAAUGGUAUUUGAGUCCUACAAAUACCACUAAAACGUUACCAAACAAACUCCAUGAUGCCCAGUACCACUCUGAGCUGCAAUAUUUUCAGAGCCAUCUGUGCUUUUAUGUAUGCAUGAGGCUGGUUAUACACUCAGAACUGCACCUGAAGAUGCCACUGCAAAGACCACACACUGUCACCACAAAUGCUCUUCUUUAAAGACCUAUUCUGUGUUACAGGAUUUUCAUGGCAAUGAAUGUACGCAUCCUGGUAAAAUACUGUCGGAAAGCUGUAAAGCCUGAACAUGCCACUAAAGAUUUACUGGCGGUGUGUCGGGUUUUCAGCGUGAAAGAGGGUUUAGUUAACAUUAAGUUAAUGUCACAUUAUUGUCUGUUGUUUUACAAAACGAUAUUGCAUACAAGUUUUAACGUAAUCUCUAAAGUAAUCUAAAUAACAAUAAAUCAUCCAGUACCAUUCAUUCAGAAUAUUGUUAGAGUUUGUUGUAUGAGUCAAGAGUGACUGCACAUUUCCCCCAGUGUUUUUAGACCAGCAUCCACUGUCCAUGUUUAUCAUUUUUCUUGUCUCAGCUUAUCUUGUCUUUUUAUAAGUUAGGUUAUAAGUUUUGUAACUGAGUGUUACCCCUCCCAUGACCCAUUUUUAUGAUGCCUAGAAAGUGUUUUUAACUGCUUACUAGUCAUUGCUUACAGUGCACUUUGAAAAUAAGCAGAUUUUGGAAGCACAACUGUUGUACAUAUAUCUAUUGUACAUGUUAGGAUAUGGACAUUUGACAGACCUUUGCCCUCGAAACAUUUUCAUCUGGCACCAUAUUUGAGUAUUUGUCUUGAUAUGCUGCCAAAACCAGACUUGGAAAUAUGCUAUAGGUAUUGUGAACUGGUAAAUGAGAUUGAAAGACAUGGAUAUAAUGUAUGGCAAAGGCUUGAAGCUACAUUUUAAAGGAAGCACGUGAUGGGUGUUCUUCGUAGUUGAGGUGAAAAGAAAGUGAGAACCGAGCUGACGGAGUGUAUGAAUACAACUAAUGUAGUAGUGCUCAAAAAUAGUUGCUCCCUUUGUGCGAGUGUUGUGUGAAAGGUGUGUAAAGAAAAAUUCUCUGUUUAGUAAACAAAUGGAAAUGCACCUGCCUGAGAGAUUAUUAUAAAAAGGGGACUGAAUGAGAAGCCUAGUUACACUUAAAGGAGAAAACUGCCAACAACAUAUGGUAUUUGAGGCCUAUUUUAGUAAUUGUUGGUAUGGUGUUGUGCUUGUUGUAAAUACAUGUCUUUUCAAUUGUCCUUUUUUUUGGCAGGGGGAGGGGGGGUGGGGGGUUGGGAUUGGGAUUGUUGGCUUCACCUGCAAAAGAAACAUGAGAAGCAUACAGAGUAUUUUGUUAUUGUCCAAUCCGAGGGUGAUACAAUAUGUGUAUAUAUCUCUAUAUUGUAUAUAUGUGCGUUGGCUUUUUGUGUGACACUACCUUUUACCUGUACUAUGGUUAAAAAUUGUGUUAAUGUUUAUGUAUUUUAAUCUUUGUUUUCUGUUUGCAUUGUCUGUCAUUUCUUGUAUUUUUUCUUUUUUUUCCCUUUGUUAUUGCACGGUUUAUUACUUUUGCUGUCCAACAAAAUGACACAGCUACUCCUUGUAUUGGUUUAGUGCUGUAACAUAACUCCGUGUAAAGUGUCAUUAGGAUCGUCAGUACAACCCCCCUGCCCCCAGAUAUGCAUGAAUGGAAUUUAAAGAAAUAAAAUGUUAACUUCACUGUGGAAUUGUUUGCUUGUGAGGGUUUUUUUUUAAUCUUGCUACAAGUAUCAAGUACAAGAAAUGUUUCUCAUGCACAUAUUGAUCCCACUUAAAAAUUCAUUGUAGUGUGUGCUGUGUUUAAAAGCUUUAUCUGAUCACAUUCUCAUUCAAAGGCCAUUCAAAUGAGCUCCCAGGAACUUUGUCUCUUGCAUGAGCCAUCACUUUUGUAGAUGUCCUGUUUAUCAAAAUCAUAAGCAUUGAUAUGUUCUGGCUAACAGUCCAUCAUGGGUGUGCAGUAGGGCUGAGCAAGGUGACAAAAUAAUGUUGAUAUUGUGAUGGAUAAUGUUACAGUACAUUUUGUUUUAUUUAUUGUGGAUAUGGUCAUUUUUUAUUAAUUUUUUUUUUAAUACUUGUUUGGGUUUUUUUUUUUUUUUUUUGAAUUACAUAAUGUUUGGAAACAGAUGCUAACAUUU
Molecule: messenger RNA, 8128 nt
Organism: Ictalurus furcatus (blue catfish)
Lineage: Eukaryota; Metazoa; Chordata; Actinopteri; Siluriformes; Ictaluridae
Gene: foxj3
Product: forkhead box J3
Exons: 12
Coding region: 319-2121 (600 amino acids)
Biological process (GO): regulation of transcription by RNA polymerase II
Cellular component (GO): nucleus
Molecular function (GO): RNA polymerase II cis-regulatory region sequence-specific DNA binding; DNA-binding transcription factor activity, RNA polymerase II-specific
Source: RefSeq, a predicted model, not a curated record